Molecule: messenger RNA, 3930 nt
Organism: Apodemus sylvaticus (European woodmouse)
Lineage: Eukaryota; Metazoa; Chordata; Mammalia; Rodentia; Muridae
Gene: Slc7a11
Product: solute carrier family 7 member 11
Exons: 12
Coding region: 371-1879 (502 amino acids)
Biological process (GO): amino acid transmembrane transport
Cellular component (GO): membrane
Molecular function (GO): L-amino acid transmembrane transporter activity
Source: RefSeq, a predicted model, not a curated record
GGCAGUAGCUUAAAUACGAGAGCCCUACGAGGAAGCUGAGCUGGUGUGUAAUGAUAGGGCAGCCGCUCCGGCUGCAGCUAACUCACAGCCCCGGUGGCACACAGGUGCUCCGAGGAGGAGUGAGGGAGUGAGAGGAGUAAUUAUAGAGUUAGUCGGGAAGGACGGCUGGAACACACCUCAGAGUUUUCACCUGUCGACACAAUAGUGCAGAGCCAGUCCGUGACAGCAAAGGGGAAGACCCAACAGUCAUCGGUCACCUCUAGGGAAACAAGUUGAAAGUUUUUUGUUUUGUUUUGUUUUGUUUUGUUUUUUUUCCCCCCGUUGUGUUUUCUUUCUCAUCCACCCACCCCUCCUCUGGUGUGACACUACCAUGGUCAGAAAGCCAGUUGUGGCCACCAUCUCCAAAGGAGGUUACCUGCAGGGCAAUGUGAGCAGCGGAAGGCUGCCCUCCAUGGGGGACCAAGAGCCACCAAGGCAGAAGGUAGUUCUGAAAAAGAAGAUCACUUUGCUGAGGGGGGUCUCCAUCAUCAUCGGCACCGUCAUCGGAUCAGGCAUCUUCAUCUCCCCCAAGGGCAUACUCCAGAACACGGGCAGCGUGGGCAUGUCACUGGUUUUCUGGUCAGCCUGUGGAGUACUGUCACUUUUUGGAGCCCUGUCCUAUGCUGAGCUGGGCACGAGCAUAAAGAAAUCUGGUGGUCAUUACACAUACAUUCUGGAGGUCUUUGGCCCUUUGCUAGCUUUUGUUCGAGUCUGGGUGGAACUGCUCGUAAUACGCCCUGGAGCUACUGCUGUGAUAUCCUUGGCAUUUGGACGCUACAUCCUGGAACCAUUUUUUAUUCAAUGUGAAAUUCCUGAACUUGCAAUCAAGCUCGUAACAGCUGUGGGCAUCACUGUGGUGAUGGUCCUAAAUAGCACGAGUGUCAGCUGGAGUGCCCGGAUCCAGAUUUUCCUAACCUUUUGCAAGCUCACAGCAAUUCUGAUAAUUAUAGUCCCUGGAGUUAUACAGCUAAUUAAAGGGCAAACACACCACUUUAAAGAUGCAUUUUCAGGAAAAGAUACAAGUCUAAUGGGGUUGCCCUUGGCUUUUUAUUAUGGGAUGUAUGCAUAUGCUGGCUGGUUUUACCUCAACUUUAUUACUGAAGAAGUGGACAACCCUGAAAAAACAAUCCCCCUUGCAAUCUGUAUCUCCAUGGCCAUCAUCACAGUGGGCUACGUCUUGACGAAUGUGGCCUACUUCACAACCAUCAGUGCGGAGGAGCUGCUGCAGUCCAGCGCGGUGGCGGUGACCUUCUCUGAGCGGCUGCUGGGAAAAUUCUCAUUAGCAGUCCCGAUCUUUGUUGCCCUCUCCUGCUUCGGCUCCAUGAACGGUGGUGUGUUCGCUGUCUCCAGGUUAUUCUAUGUUGCAUCUCGAGAAGGGCACCUUCCGGAAAUCCUCUCUAUGAUUCAUGUCCACAAGCACACUCCUCUGCCAGCUGUUAUUGUUUUGCAUCCUUUGACGAUGAUAAUGCUCUUCUCUGGAGACCUCUACAGUCUUCUGAAUUUCCUCAGUUUUGCCAGGUGGCUCUUUAUGGGGCUGGCAGUGGCUGGGUUGAUUUAUCUUCGAUACAAACGCCCAGAUAUGCAUCGUCCUUUCAAGGUGCCUCUGUUCAUCCCCGCACUAUUUUCCUUCACGUGCCUCUUCAUGGUUGUGCUCUCCCUUUACUCGGAUCCAUUCAGCACCGGGGUCGGCUUCCUUAUCACCUUGACCGGGGUCCCUGCAUAUUAUCUCUUCAUUGUGUGGGACAAGAAACCCAAGUGGUUCAGACGAUUAUCAGACAGAAUAACCAGAACAUUACAGAUUAUACUAGAAGUUGUACCAGAAGACUCUAAAGAAUUAUGAACUUAAUGCAUCAAAAGCUUGGCCAUCUGCCCAGGAUUGCGAUACAAAAUGGAUCUUUAUUUUAAGAAAACACAACUUGGAUGAUGGACUAAAGAAAUCAGUUAUCUCUAGUCGUAUGCUCUAGUGUAUUCAAAUUAAUUUCUGAGCAACUUACUGGUAACUCCAUGUAUUUGUAGCAAGCUAAUAUGCAAGUCGUUCCGUGAGGCAGGCUCACCGUUCUUGAGUCUAAUGCCUUUCAGCUGAGGGGAUAGGAAGAAACCUAAGGGCUUGGGCAGCCGGGCUAUCAUUCUCUACCACAUUUCUUAUCAUGACUGAGAACCUUGAAUAGAAGACCAAAAUGGUUUCUGUAUAUAUGACAUCUGUAAACAUAGCUUUACUUACUGGGGACAUCUAUACUGUGAAAAGUAUUUUGUUUUUUAUUUUUCUGAAAAAAAAAAGUCAUUAUUGUAGCAAAGAAGGCAGAAUAAUGACAUUGACCUUCGAUUGUUUUCCUUUAGUGACCAACAUGGCUGUCACUUAUUUUUCAAUGGCUUAUACUCAGAGCAUCAGAACAAAAAAUGAGGUGUGUGUGUGUGUGUGUGUGUGUGUGUGUGUGUGUGUCUAUUGUAGCUUGAGAUCAAAUUCAGGGCUUUACAAAAGCCAGACAAGCACUCUACCAUUGAGAUAAAUCUACAUCCUAAUUUUCUCAAAUGCACAGAAGUAGUAUUUCCAGGGGCUAGUAUUUAUGAUACAAUCCUAGGAACUAUGUUUGGACUACAAUCAUUGAGAACUUGUUAGGUUAACUUCAUUGUCGCUCAUUGUCGGGAAACGCAGCGUUUGCAACAGCACUGUGCUUUCGUUGUGGUUUGUUUUUUUUUUUUUUCUUGAGAAAUGUGUACAGUUUGGUGUGAAAUCCAUUGGUGAACCACCUCUUUGGUAAUUUACUUCUUGGUGGACAAAAAUGUUUUUCCUCAUCAACGUACAAUAUCAGCAUGGGAGACAUUGCCCAUAAAACUCCAAAAAUCAGGCUCUCUCUAUCAGCCCCAUUUAUAUGCAGUGUUAGUGAUUCUACUCAUUUUGCUUUUACUUUGUGGCUAUUUUCACCUGGUGAUGAGUGUUUGACGGUGUGUGCGUUCCCUUUAUGGCUCUGUUAAAAUAUGUCUCUGGAUGAAACUAUCUGGAUCAACUAGGAAAAGCACAGAUUUACAUAAAAACUACGAACGAAAUGCCUCUGCUUUGUAAGACUUUCAGCUAAUCUUUGCAAAUCUAGGCUGUUUCAAUCAUUUCUUCACUUUAGUUAUAAUUCAAUCUGCAAGACAGGGAACUGCAACCAUACCUGUUGAAGGACAGUCUUCAGUUCUGCUGUUCAGUUAUGUGAUGUUAAGUCAGAGUUAGAAACACUAGCCAUAUUCAAAUGGGAUUUAUGUAAUGGUGGGAGGCAGUAGCAGGGAAUCUCUGAGUUCCAGAACAGCCAGGGAUACCCAGAGAAACCUUGUCUUGAAAAAAGCAAACCAACCAACCAAAAAAAGUAUUAUCCCAAUUACAAGGACAUUGAGUUCAUAGGUAAUUGUGCAAAGUACAAACAAUUAUCUUACUUUGGAACAAUUCACCCAAUUCAGCGUUUUUAGUCUCAAUAACAUUUAAUAUAUACCCAAUGUUGACUUUGUUUCUAAAGGCCAAACCAAGUGUUUAUUUCGCUAAGUGAAUUAAUUAUUAACAAAUUUUACUGUUUUUAUUAACAUGGGCUUUUCCAAACCAUGUCUAGUUAGUCUCUAGAGCCAACAUAGGGUUUAUUUGUUGACACCUAUAACUGGCAGACAUGGCCAGAGGUGUGCAUUAUUAUGUUGUUAUCUUAAUCCAGACCCAUGGGAUUUAUCAAGGCAGGGCCUUCUGCUUACUUAUGAAAUAGAGUAAGCUAUGGAGAAGGCCCUGUGGUCUGUGGUUCUUCCCAAGGCUCACGUGCUCCCUAGCUGCUCAGCUUCAUUGUAUUAUUUGCGGGCCUUUCUGUGUGCAAACUAGUCAGGAUAUACUUUAUCAUUCCUACUCUUGUUUCUAAGAGUUUUUUUUUUUUU